ACUCGCGUGUGAGUAAUUUGCGUCUCAUGACCAAUCCUCGAACGUGUGCGAUUCAUCUACCUGUAGAAAGAGAAGUCAUGAUGAAAUGAAUAAUCAAAGAAACCAAACAGAUAUCUUCUUCCUCAUUUCCAGUCUCGUGUUUUUCACCAAAUUUCAGGGUUCACAAUUUUGCUUCGUCUUUUAAGCUUCUUAGAAAAAAAUCAGAGAUAGAAAGAUAAUUGUAAUAAAGCAUUGAAUGCAAGAUAUUUUUAUCAAAUUUAAGCAUUGAAUAUUUCUCUAUCGAGAUUUUUUUUUGAUCAAAAUCUAAAAUGGAGGUUUAUACAUAUCCAUCUCGUCCAUCUACUUCGUCAUCGUAUUCAUCUUCCUUAGGGAAUUGGGUUGAAAGAGUUAGAGAAAUGUCUGGUUCUGUACUUUCAGCUCUUCUUGGAAACAUUUUUUCUGCGAUAUUCACCUUCUUCUUCGCAUUGGUUGGGUCAUUGUUAGGUGCAAUGACAGGAGCUUUGAUAGGGCAAGAAACUGAAAGUGGUUUUUUUAGAGGAGCUGCUGUUGGAUCAAUCUCAGGAGCUGUUUUCUCACUUGAAGUUUUUGAAUCUUCUCGUAUAUUAUGGCAUUCGGAUGAUACUGGAAUCGGGUGUCUUCUUUACUUGAUUGAUGUUAUAGCUAGCCUUCUCAGUGGAAGACUAGUGAGAGAAAGAGUUGGUCCAGCCAUGCUAACUGCUGUACAAAGUCAGAUGGGUGCGAUUGAAACUAGUUUUGAUGAGGUUUUCGAUAUUUUCGAAACUGGUGGAUUAAAAGGGUUGUCAGGAGAUAGAGUAGAGAAGAUCCCAAAGAUCAAAAUUACUAAGAAAAACAAUGUGGAUGCAUCUGGGGAGAGGAUAUGUUGCUCAGUGUGUCUUCAGGAUUUCCAACUUGGAGAGACGGUUCGAAGCUUGCCAUAUUGUCAUCAUAUGUUCCAUCUUCCUUGUAUUGAUAAAUGGCUUGAGAAACAGGGUUCUUGCCCACUUUGCAGAAGGGACCUGUAGUGUUUUUUAGCGUAAAUUACAGGAUCAAUAGGAAAUUUUUACUUAAUUUCUAGAGGUCACUUCAAUGUUAAUCAGUGCUUAGUUAUAUACCAUGUCAUGCCUGUAAUCUCCUUGUUCAUUAUGUAUAAAGUUCUCGAGUUUCUUAAACAAUUUCUGUCUGUUUAGUUCUGUUAAUAUAGGAAACCUAACUACUUAAACAGUCACUUUAUUGGCACCAUCUUGUAAACAUUACUUUAUGCUAAAUACCAUGCUAAAAAUGAAAUAAGAUACCGUAUGCUAAA
This is a messenger RNA of Papaver somniferum (opium poppy), 1303 nucleotides long. Its product is annotated as NEP1-interacting protein 1-like. NCBI's taxonomy places the organism in Eukaryota, Viridiplantae, Streptophyta, Magnoliopsida, Ranunculales, Papaveraceae. Bases 309 to 1022 code for a protein of 237 amino acids. The record is from RefSeq and is a predicted model, not a curated record. The transcript has 5 exons.